ACAUCAUUUGAGUAAAACUUUCUCAUACUACGAUUACCGGUAGUUAAUCGAACCUCUUUCCUUUAAAAGAAGGUCAGAGUUUCUGUGUAGUGUCAGAGAUAUGUUUAAACUGUAUGUGAAUAGUAAAUAUUUUUGGCACGAGUCAUGGUUCCCAUGAGUGGUAUAUUUAUUGAAAUGCAGCCAACAUUAUCAUCAUUAUUAUUUGUGGCAUAGAUUGAUAGAUAGACUCUAGUAACUGAUAAGAUAGAUUAUCUAGACUUCAAGUUAUGCUCAACUGUAGCAGAGUCAGAGUUAGGGUAACAGUAGACUAGCUAAUAAUAGCUAAGGCUAGGCCCAGAUCAAUCUUAUCUAGAUCUAUAAUAAUUUAUAGACGAUAGUUAAAACACAAGUCCAAGUACACAAACACUGCAACUUUGAACUGGUGUAACCACACUACGACUACAAACUGCAAUAAUUACUAGAUCUAGAUCUACAACAAAUGGCAAUGGAGAACUCAACAAGAUUACUGCCUUUGAUAAAGGACUUCCUAGACAAUGAGACAAUUCCUUUUAUGAAAUGGGUCAAUAAAGAACAGCAGAUUUGGCAGUUGCCAUGGAAGCAUCAUCGACCCACUAGAUGGGGUGAGCCUGAUGCCUACAUGUUGUGUGAAAUUGCAAGGAAAAUGUACAAUUUUAGAAGCCCAGAACCACAGCCAGAAGAGCUCAAAAUGUGGAAAGAGCGUUUACGCAACGCCUUAAGAAGCCUUGGGGUCAAAGAAUUAGAAAAGCUUCGCCAACAAGAUGGAGAGAAUCCCAUAAAAGUCUAUCAAUUCAGCAACAGUCCUGUCAAUGGGAGAAAAUCGAAAGGAAAGCGAAGGAGUGUAAACAGUCCACCUAAAGUGGAGGCAACUCUUCCUUUCAAUCAAUUUGACACUGAAUUGCAGCCUCAGCCUCCAGUUCUUGAUCAGUUUACUAGCUUUAGCGGUGCUGCAUUUCGAAGUCGCAGUCCAGUAAAUGAAUUCAAUGAUAUAGACACUGAUGGUUUUUCUGGAAAUUUAGAUAGCAUACCAGCUAUCACUGCACAACUUAUAUAUUCAGCCCCUGCCAUGAAUAUUUGUGUAAGAAAUCCAGUCUUGAGGGAAAUCCCUAUUCUACAGACUUCACAUGAUUUACUUUAUAAUAAUUUUAGCAACAUUCCUUGUGCUGUUUCCAAACCAAACACAGUAGAUACUAGAAACAUAAAUGGCAGUGGCGUAUGCUCAGAGGUUUGUCCAUAUCAGGAAUUAGAGCAACUCAUAAAUGAUGUUAGUGUAGUAGGGGUUUUUCCCCAGUUAGGUAUCAAUGACAUUGAAAAUAUUCCCACUGGAAAUAUACCUACUUGUGUUAAUGACAACAUAAGCGAUGAUUCUUGUGAGUCACCAGAAACCAUAGAUAUGCCACCAUUAAACUUCUUAUUGGAGCCAUCUCUUAUGCCCAACAAUAUGUUGGAUUGGUCAGAUGCCCCCUGUAUUGUCCUUAGUGUCAAAUAUCUGAACCAAACUGUGGUGUCCAAGAGGAUCUCCGAGCAGUCAGUUAAACUUUGCUAUGUUCCUGACAACAUAAGCAGAGAAACUAUUAGAUACUGCCCAACUCCAGAGCAGUUCGGCCCAAGUAAUGCCAAACUUGUGGAGUUACCAUGUACAGACACCUGCCCAGGCAUCGAUAAGAAUAGCUUGGAAUUAAUCCAGAAAAUACUAAAUCACAUGGAAAGGGGGGUAACUUUUGUUUACAAAGGAGAUGACAUUUUUGCCAAACGCCUCUGCAAAGCAGUUCCCUAUUACACAGUACCCACAGAGAACCAUUACAAGAAGCUAGAGAGGGGCACAGAAGUGAAAAUCUUUGAUUUCAAAAACUAUUUUGUUCCUGAGUUUGAAAAAAAAAAAAAGCCUACUCCCUAUGUCAGUCUGACAUUUUCAGUGAGAAAUCCAGAGAAGGUCAAAACACCUGUACUGUCUGUUGACAUAUGGCACAUGAAAGCCAAUGAGUUAAUACAAACACAGCAAGAGAUGACUCAAUAUUUUAACCAUCUUGAGCCUGACUGCUCUCUGUCCAAUGAGUUUGAUACAAGGCUUAGAAUAGAACAUAGUCUUCAGUGUUAGAUUUUCUCGUUAUUAUCAGUACCCAACAGCAAUUUAGACUGACCACAUCACAUUGGGACCUCAUUUAGUUUUUGCUACUUUUAUAAGCAGUCAAUUGAUUAAGAAGUGUAUCGCAUGAUGAGAAAUCUAAUAUGCUACAUGUUUGUGUUUGACAAAGUUUGACAUUAUGACUAUAUUUAGCUCACCAUGACUAUGUCGUACUGGUCUUCUUUAAAAGAAAAACAUUAUUUGUUUGUGGAUUACGAUUAAAGGAAAAGGGCGAAUGGCUGUCUGGUCAUGUGGUAUGCCCACUGAACUGUUGUUUGGUCGUCUCGAUAGUCCUGGGUUCAUACCCAACCCGCUCCCAUACCUUGUCGUCCUGCGUUUGGACUAGGAAGUAGAUUAUCUUCAACUCUGAAGGAACAUCUGAAACAUUUAAAACAUUUUAUAAACAUUUCAGUCUGCUUUUCUGAUCUAUUAGAAUAAAAGUCAAAGAGUGGACUAGUUUUAUUAAACAGUUCUGAAAUGUUAAUUUAUGAACUGUUUAACUCUUGUGCUACUAAUUAGUUAAUUAAUGUAUCACUGUUGGUAUAUUUGAUUGGUAGGUUAUAAUGGCACCUUUAUUUUACUUCUCAAUGCAUUCAUAGGCCUCCUUCAGUCAUUAGAUAUUUUGUAAACCUGUGCUCUAUAGGAAUUGUAUUCUUGACAUUAUUUGACCAUUCUGAGCCAAAAAUAAUAAUUUGAAAUAGUUUACAAAUGUCUAUAAAUGCACUCAUCUAUAUAUUUAUAUUUCUGCCAAAUACAUUUGUUCACAAUUAUUUAUUUUAUAAUUUUUGGUACGGUAUGUGUAAAUAUAAUUUGAAAUAGUUCUAAGACUUUUUUAAAGUUUGCAAUUGUAUAUAUAAUCUAAUGCUAGAUAACUGGAAAUUUUUUUUUUCUAGAAAGAAAUCUGUGAUACAAUAAUUGUAAUCAAACCUGUUAUAUUGAGCUUCAUUGGACUAACUACAUUUUUAUUUAUUUUCAUGUUUUAAACGAUCUUAGGAAUGUUAUUUUUAUGACGCUAAAACUUACAUUCUAACAAUGUUAAAACAUAGCUUUGCAACAUUUACAUUGUUUCUCUGAGUAAUAGAAAUACUUUGCUUAAUUUAUAACUCUCAUGACUGAAGAAAAUAUUUAUAUGCGCAAUAGGAUUACAAUGUGCUAUUAAUAUUAAUAAUAUUGAUAUAUUACUGUAGCGCUCUAACAAGCUCAAGAAAAACUUCCAUAUCAAUGUAACGAAAUUCUAACUUAUUUACUGCAGUUUGCCUUUUUAUGGCUAAUAUUAUAAUAGAAUAGUUGAACUAAAAUAUGUAAAAAAUUCAAACUAGUUAUCUUUGUGCAUAUUUAUAAGUCCAACUGGAGUUAUAUCUUUAUGCAGUGUUAAAUGUCUGUCUAUGCACUUUGUCAAUUCUUUUUAGCUUUGAAUUAUUUUUGUCAAGAAUUUAAUGAAUACUUUCACUAUAAAUUUUGCCCAGAUGAAAACCAUUGACAUCUAUUUUUUUUAAUACACAGAAAAUAUAAUAUAUGAAAAUAUAAUAUAAUAUAUAAAAUAAAAAAAAUAGCUUUAUUUUUAAAUAAUGAGUGAUAUAGUUAAAUUGUUUAAACUUAAAUUUAUUAACUCUUUCUCUCCAUUGAUUUGUCCCCAUUAAAUUAAAUUUAUUUUUGGUUUUAUGAACUAUUAUUUGUGUUGUAUAAAAAGAGCAUGAGCAUGCAUUCUCCUAUAAUUGUAUACCAAAGGUAACGUUUUGUGAUUACAAACAAACAUGCUAUUUAAAUUGAUCGUAACAGGGUAUGAUGCCGAAAUGUGAAAAAUGAACAAUUCUGUCAGAGCGUGGAAAAUUAAUUGCGGAGAUAAAAAGUUAAAAUACACUGUGUUAGAAGUGUGUUAGAAGUGGUUGUGUUAGAAGUGGUUGCAGAUUGCAGAUUUCUAAAGAUUGAAAUCAACAAGAUUGAAAUCAACAUGGCCUUUGUUCUAAUACCUUCAGUCUCAAUAGGUAGCUGCUACCAACAUGAGUAUUAUAUUUAUAAGUUGAAAAUAACAAUGAUUAUUUGUUUACAUAUCCAAUUAUUAAUUCUAUUUUAUUCUAUAAUUCACAUGAAAUUAUGUGUAAAUAAAAAAAAGAAUAACUAAAAAGAUAAUCUUUAAUCUUGUCCUUGUGCUAUUCGU
This is a messenger RNA of Biomphalaria glabrata, 4301 nucleotides long. RefSeq lists its product as uncharacterized. The coding region runs from base 479 to 2116 and encodes 545 amino acids. The record is from RefSeq and is a predicted model, not a curated record. Gene Ontology annotation, biological process: immune system process; regulation of transcription by RNA polymerase II. Gene Ontology annotation, molecular function: DNA-binding transcription factor activity, RNA polymerase II-specific; protein binding; RNA polymerase II cis-regulatory region sequence-specific DNA binding. Gene Ontology annotation, cellular component: nucleus. NCBI's taxonomy places the organism in Eukaryota, Metazoa, Mollusca, Gastropoda, Planorbidae. The transcript is spliced from 2 exons.